This is a messenger RNA of Racocetra persica, 203 nucleotides long. NCBI's taxonomy places the organism in Eukaryota, Fungi, Glomeromycota, Glomeromycetes, Diversisporales, Gigasporaceae. The record is from the annotation of a GenBank genome assembly.
GUUCCAUCAAGAGGCCACACAAAGUCUAAAGUUUCUGACCAUUUGUUUGAGUUUAUAUGGCGCCGGCAAAACAAAGAUAAUCUUUGGGAAAGUAUGUUGCAGUGUAUGAAAAAUACGGGAUAUUUUGAGGAGGAUGAGGACGAAAGAGACAAGAAUGAAGAAAAUGAAAAUAGAGAAAAUGAAGGGGAAAAUGAAGAAAAUAU